AUGAUGACCCAGGUGGAAACGGUGGUGCACUACGACAACGGCUAUGAGGAUGAGUACAUGAUGCAGGAGGACGAAUGGGACAGGGACAUGUUGCUGGACCCUGCCUGGGAGAAACAGCAAAGAAAAACCUUUACAGCCUGGUGUAACUCCCACCUGAGGAAAGCAGGCACACAGAUUGAAAACAUCGAGGAGGACUUCAGGAAUGGACUAAAACUCAUGCUGCUCCUUGAAGUUAUCUCAGGAGAGAGGUUACCCAAGCCAGACAGAGGGAAGAUGCGUUUUCAUAAGAUUGCCAAUGUCAACAAAGCUCUAGACUUCAUCACAAGUAAAGGGGUGAAGCUGGUUUCCAUUGGAGCUGAAGAGAUUGUAGAUGGGAAUGUAAAGAUGACUCUUGGAAUGAUCUGGACCAUCAUCCUCCGCUUUGCCAUUCAAGACAUAUCUGUGGAAGAAACAUCUGCCAAAGAAGGCCUUCUCUUGUGGUGCCAGAGAAAGACUGCCCCCUACAGAAACGUCAAUGUCCAAAACUUCCAUGUCAGCUGGAAGGACGGCCUGGCUUUCUGCGCCCUGAUUCAUAGACACAGACCCGACCUCAUCGACUACUCUAAGCUCAACAAGGAUGAUCCUCUGGGUAACCUGAACCUGGCUUUUGACAUUGCGGAGAAACACCUGGACAUUCCCAAAAUGCUGGAUGCAGAAGAUAUCAUCAACACCCCCAAGCCCGAUGAGAGAGCCAUCAUGACCUAUGUGUCCUGCUUUUACCAUGCUUUUGCCGGAGCUGAGCAGGCGGAGACAGCUGCCAACAGGAUCUGCAAGGUGUUAGGUGUAAACCAAGAGAAUGAGAAACUGAUGGAGGACUAUGAGAGACUGGCUAGUGAGCUUCUGGAAUGGAUUCGCCGCACCACUCCCUGGCUGGAGAACAGGACUCCAGAGAAGACCAUGGCGGAGAUGCAGAGGAAGCUGGAGGACUUCAGAGAUUACAGGCGUAUGCACAAGCCCCCCAAGGUGCAGGAGAAGUGCCAGCUGGAGAUCAGCUUCAACACCCUGCAGACAAAGUUGCGCAUCAGCAACCGGCCUGCCUUCAUGCCCUCUGAAGGGAAGAUGGUGUCUGACAUAGCUAGUGCUUGGCAGGGCCUGGAGCAGGCAGAGAAGGGCUAUGAGGAGUGGCUUCUCACAGAGAUCCGCAGGUUGGAGAGGCUCGAUCACCUAGCUGAAAAGUUUCGCCAAAAGGCCACCACUCAUGAGACCUGGGCCAGUGGCAAAGAGCAAAUCCUCUCCCAGAAGGACUAUGAAACGGCCACCCUGAUGGAGGUACGAGCAUUACUUCGGAAACAUGAGGCCUUUGAGAGCGACCUGGCAGCCCACCAGGAUAGAGUGGAGCAGAUUGCUGCCAUUGCACAGGAGCUCAAUGAGCUGGACUACCACGAUGUGGCUGCGGUAAACCAGCGCUGCCAGAGGAUCUGUGACCUGUGGGACCAGCUGGGAACCCUGACCCAGAAGAGGAGAGAGGCACUCGAGCGGACAGAGAAGCUCCUGGAGACUAUUGAUCAGUUGUUCCUGGAGUUUGCCAAGAGGUCAGCCCCUUUCAACAACUGGAUGGAGGGCGCAAUGGAAGACCUGCAGGACAUGUUCAUAGUACACACUAUCGAAGAAGUCCAGAGUCUAAUAGCGGCUCAUGAGCAGUUCAAAGCCACUCUCCCUGAGGCGGACGGAGAGAGACAAGCCAUUGUUGGAGUCCACAAUGAAGUGCAGAAAAUAUCCCAGAGUUAUGGCAUCAAGGGCAACAUCACUAACCCCUACAGCACUAUCACUACGGAGGAGCUCCUCAUCAAGUGGGAUAAGGUGAAAAAACUGGUUCCUCAGAGAGACGUUGCCCUCCAGGAGGAGAUGGCUCGCCAGCAUGCCCAUGAAAGACUGAGACGGCAGUUUGCCGCCCAGGCCAACCUCAUCGGACCAUGGAUACAGGCCAGGAUGGAGGAGAUUGGUCGCUGCUCCCUGGAGCUGGGUGGGACUCUGGAGGACCAGAUGACCCAGCUGAAGCAGUGUGAGCACGUCAUCGUGGCCUACAAGCCCAACGUCGACAAGCUGGAAGGAGACCACCAGCUCAUCCAAGAAUCACUGGUGUUCGACAACAAACACACCAACUACACCAUGGAGCACAUCCGUGUAGGCUGGGAAUUGCUCCUCACCACCAUCGCCCGCACCAUCAAUGAGAUCGAGACCCAGAUCCUGACCCGGGAUGCCAAAGGCAUCAGCCAACAGCAGAUGAAUGAGUUCAGAUCCUCUUUCAACCACUUUGACCGGAAGAAGAACGGGGCAAUGGAAACCGAUGACUUUAGGGCUUGCCUUAUCUCCAUGGGUUAUGACUUGGGCGAGGUGGAGUUUGCCCGCAUCAUGAUGCUGGUGGACCCCAGUUCCUCUGGAAUAGUCUCCUUCCAGUCUUUCAUUGACUUCAUGACCAGAGAGACCGCUGAUACAGACACCGCAGAGCAGGUUGUGGCAUCCUUCAGGAUCCUGGCAGCUGACAAACCUUACAUCCUGGUGGAAGAGCUAAGGAGAGAGCUCCCCCCUGACCAGGCGGAGUACUGCAUCAUGAGGAUGCCUCCCUACACGGCCCCUGGAGCACCAAAAGGGGCGCUAGACUACACUGCCUUCUCCACUGCACUGUAUGGAGAAAGUGACCUCUAACUGCACAUCUCAAUGAUCCUGCAGCCAUUGAUCCCUCACCCAAAUCACAAGUGUAUUUCCCACCAACCCCCCCCCUUCAAUGAAAUCAAGGAAUCUAAUCUAUCCAAAAGAAGUAUCCAGUAUGUUGCAUUGAAUGUGCUUG
This is a messenger RNA of Lampris incognitus (smalleye Pacific opah), 2827 nucleotides long. It is a transcript of the gene actn2b, whose product is annotated as actinin, alpha 2b. The record is from RefSeq and is a predicted model, not a curated record. Bases 1 to 2685 code for a protein of 894 amino acids. The transcript is spliced from 21 exons. Gene Ontology annotation, cellular component: cortical actin cytoskeleton; plasma membrane; cell projection. NCBI's taxonomy places the organism in Eukaryota, Metazoa, Chordata, Actinopteri, Lampriformes, Lampridae. Gene Ontology annotation, molecular function: calcium ion binding; actin filament binding. Gene Ontology annotation, biological process: actin cytoskeleton organization; muscle cell development.